Messenger RNA from Mizuhopecten yessoensis (Yesso scallop), 1884 nucleotides. Its product is annotated as solute carrier family 28 member 3-like. Bases 46 to 1560 code for a protein of 504 amino acids. Gene Ontology annotation, cellular component: membrane. Lineage: Eukaryota; Metazoa; Mollusca; Bivalvia; Pectinida; Pectinidae. The record is from RefSeq and is a predicted model, not a curated record. Gene Ontology annotation, molecular function: nucleoside:sodium symporter activity. The transcript is spliced from 10 exons. Gene Ontology annotation, biological process: nucleoside transmembrane transport.
UACUUUGAUUCCGUAGCCGACAACUGCAACUAUUUGGGUUUCUGUAUGGACAGGAAAAAGUCACAGAGAAUGUUGGAUGCUCUUCGGAUGCCUGUUGUCAUUGGUACCGCCUUGUUUAUUGUCAUCUAUAUAAUAAUGGACAUCGCCAUGGAAACUCCAAGAAACCUCACAUCACUGACUGGAGUGUUGUUCUUCGUGGUCACCUUUUUCGUCUUUUCUCAUGAUCCAUCGGGGGUGAAGUGGCGCCCUGUAUUCUGGGGUUUGGCCCUCCAGUUCCUGUUUGCCCUGCUUAUCCUUCGUUGUCGGUUUGGGUUUCAGGCAUUUAAAUGGCUAGGCGAGCGCGUUUAUGAGUUUCUAUCCUAUACUGACGAAGGUUCGAUGUUCGUUUUCGGAGAAAAGUACACUGACCACUUUUUUGCAUUCAAAGCGCUGACAGUGGUGGUGUUUUUCAGUACGACAGUGUCUGUCCUUUAUUACUUAGAAGUCAUGCAGUUCAUCAUCUGUUACAUCGCCCGCUUCAUGGCCUCUACGCUCGGUACAUCGCCCACAGAGUCGCUAAAUGCAGCUGCCAACAUAUUUAUUGGACAUAGCGAGGCUCCACUGUUAAUCAAGCCGUUCCUCCCGGAAAUGACGAACUCGGAGCUACACGCCGUACUGACGGGGGGUUUCGCCACCAUUGCCGGUACAGUCAUGGCGGCGUACAUUCUGAUAAACGUGCCCGCUAAUCACCUCCUCUCAGCAUCUGUCAUGUCCGCGCCUGCAGCGUUAGCGAUGUCCAAACUGAUUUAUCCAGAGACAGAUCGACCACGCGUUCACCCUAACAAAGUAUACCAGAUGGACAAAGGUCCAGAGAGAAAUGUGAUCGAGGCAGCUUCAAAUGGCGCAUCCCAGUCCAUCAAACUCAUAGCAAACAUCGCAGUGAACAUGAUCGCAUUCAUUGCUAUGCUUGAGUUUGUCAACGCCACUUUGGCUUGGUUUGGAGCCAGAGUCGGACUAGAACCACCAGAGUACGAGAGACUAACAUUUCAGUUUGUAUGUUCCUAUGUGUUUUGGCCUAUUGCCGCGAUGAUGGGAGUUGACGUCGCCGAUUGCCGUAAAGUGGCGGAAAUGAUUGGAACCAAAAUAUUUAUCAAUGAACUUGUAGCAUAUACAGAACUCUCUGUUUACAUAAAUAACAAGCACAACUUAACAUGGUAUGAGAAAAGAAUGCGAAACAUGACGUCAUGGGUUGCCAACGGAAGUGACGUAUCUGAAUGGUAUUUCUCGGGAGAGAACAUUGUAUACAAGGAAAUGAAUAUAACCCUGCAAAAAGGAGUAAUGUCUGAUAAAUCAAUAGUUAUUUCGACAUAUGCCUUGUGUGGAUUUUCAAACGUCAGUUCCCUGGGAAUAAUGCUGGGAGCACUCGGUGCGCUGGUUCCGUCUCGGAAGUCGGAUGUUUCUUCCUUAGUGAUCAGCGCAAUGAUAACCGGGAAUGUAGCCUGCUUUAUGACGGCUAGCAUAGCAGGACUUUUGUAUAGCGGAGAAGUGGAGAAGACAUAUCCUCGUGAUGAACUGAUCUGAUGAGGCAAACCUACGUCUGUCAGGAGUCUUACACCCGUCCUGACAGUAAGGAACCAGAUGUUUACCAGAUGUUUGCAUAAAUGAUGUUAAAGCAUCAUACUAAAAGUAAAGACAGUUCAGCGUGCUCAGAAGUAUAUGUGCAUAUUCACAACAAUGCAUAUCCUUAUUUGAUGUUUGAAAGGUGUUUAAUCCAUUAAUAUUUAGUUUGGCCUGUAAAAAGCAUUUAAGUUAAAAGUAAAAUGUGAUUACCUCAAAAAUCACAAACUGGAUGUUUCUUUUUGAAAUGUUCAUUUGUAAUUGGUCUAAAUUGAAUUGCUAAAAGUA